Molecule: messenger RNA, 3765 nt
Organism: Pseudo-nitzschia multistriata
Lineage: Eukaryota; Bacillariophyta; Bacillariophyceae; Bacillariales; Bacillariaceae
Source: the annotation of a GenBank genome assembly
CGAAAUCCAUCGGAAAAAUGAACAAGAAAAUGAUCUUCUGUCGACUCAUGCUGCAGCUAAACGGUCUUUCGGAAGAAUCAAAUCCAUUGGACGUACACAAACCUACACCAAUUAGCAAACAAGCAACUCUUCGAGCCUAAAUUUCAAGGUACCGAAGUCCUCGACCAAACCAGUAACAAAACAUCCUACAUUCUCGAUCCGAAGAUCUUCCUGGAGUACACAGCAAUUGUCGUUCUCCUAUCUGUGUUGAAAUCUACGAUACCAGUCCCGACUGAUAUGCCGUCUUUCUCCACCAAGUGUCAAACGAAACCAACCACACCAUCAUCGCCGGCGUCCCCUAUUCACAGACGCAACAACCAGAGCAAAAACCAUCGAUACAAUUUCUAUUCACCAUUACUCGCUUUCCUCACAAUGCUACUCGCAGCAAAAUCCUCAACGGCACUUUUGUCCAAACAUGCUCCGAUUGGUAGCGGCAGGAGCGCAACCAAUAUCCGGCGUGCGGUGAUCGAUUCUCUCGGUCGUCGACAGAACAGCGUUCGAGCCCUCGGUAGUGGGAAUGCCAUUGCUACCGCAACCAAAGGAGGCAUCGGACACCAUUUCUUUUCCGCCAUCGACGGCAACCACCGUGGAUUUCGGUCCUCGGCCACCGCUUGUCGGAUGAGCAUUGCCGAUACACCGCUCGGAAAAGCGAAAGAAGGCGAGCAGCUUCUGGAUGGCUUGGACGUCUACACGGUUCCCUCGAGGGAAGACGGCCAUCCCCUGACCGUCUAUGGGAUCGGAGGGGACGAGUCGGAGCCAACGUGCGAAGACCACGUCCUCCUGAUGCUUCACGGGAGAACCUGGUCGAGCGUCCCCGUCUACCACUUGCUGGGAGGUCCCCUCAACGCCGAAAAGGGCCUGGAGAGCCGCAGUUUGAUGGAGGCCCUACACGACAAAAACAUCCGGGUCUACUCCAUGGACUUUCGCGGCUUUGGUGGGACCCCCGCGGAUGCAAGCGGCGGGGUAGAACCCAACCGGUGCAUGGAGGACGUCGAGUCCGUCCUUGACUGGCUCGCGAAGCGCCACGGAUGCAAGACGCCCGAGAAGGUCUCGCUGAUGGGAUGGUCGCAGGGCGCCCUUGUGGCCCAGCUCGCGGCCCAGCGCGACAAGCCCCUCUUUUCGAGGUUGAUUCUCUACGGGUCCAUCUUCGAUCCAAUGGUCCGCUUUCCGCGGGACCCUCUCUACCUCCGGAACCCGCCCGAGGUCGAGCCCCUCCGCAACACCUUCGACGCGGCCAUCGAGGACUUUACCAUCGAGGGGACAAUCCCCCCGAAGGCGGCGACCUACUUUGCCGAUGCGGCCCUGCUGGCGGACCCGAUCAAGGCCCAGUGGAAACACAUGUACCAGUUCAACAAUUGCGACCCGGCGCGGGUCCACGUUCCGACCCUGGUGGUAAGUAGUGCGACCGCACCGCCUGUCCUUGGGGAGCAAACCAAUCGUUUCGUUUCGAUUCGAUUCGAUUCCAUUCCUUCCCCUUCGUUCUGAUUUGAACCAUCCCCUCACCCCGUCCUCCUCCGCUUCCGGUUUUGCUUGGUUCCCACCGCAGGUCGUUGGCGAUCAAGAUCCGUACGCCCCCCUCCACGUCCAGUCGACGCUGUUCACGAACCUCGGUCGUGGAACCGAUCGGACCUGGAGCAUCCUUUCCGAUGCCGACCACGCCGUGCACCUGUUGGAGGGCCGGUCUCGCUUCCAGAGCAUCGUCACCUCGUUCAUCAUGAACUCAAAGAAGAUUGGAAAGGAAACCGUCUUUUAAAAGCAAGACAUUCUUGCUUCAUUUCCCUAGCAAAGAAACCUUAUACUUAUAACCUGCUCCGGAAAUCUAUAGAACACGGUUGCAAAAUAACAAUGAUGGCGUGGAGGAAAAUUUCUUUUUAUGUAUUCUUAUUACGUGUAAUCGGCAUCGGUGGCGUUAACUCAACUCAACUCAACUCAAAUCCAUACCCACUUCAUUUGGCUGCGUAUCUUUUGUCUCCGGGCACCUUUGCUUGUGCGAGAACCUGCUCGCCAAAAGGAGAAGUUGAUCGCUGCAAUGCGUGCCUGUACCAAGCAGAUCAACGGUGGCGCGGUUGUGCGACGGAACCAGGCCCUCGUCUCGCACGCAACCUGCCAUGGGCAACCCUUCCGGGACAUCGUACGACAACCACCGUCGUCGAAUCGGCUGCAACAAAUCCAAUUACCGCGUGUAUCGGCACAUUCUGCGCGAAACCAGUUUGCAACCAAUCAAAACCAACCCAACCCAAUCCAUCGAUUUUGGUUACUGGAAGGUGUUCUUGUCGUCGUUCAGAAGCUUGUCAAACUCGUCGAGGUCCGACCGAUCCUUUUUCGAUUGCAGGUCGGCGGCGGUUUUCUUCGUAUCGUAGAGUGAGUCGUCCCCCUUUAGGAUCGUUCGGUUCGUGGCAAACUUGGCGGCGGCCUUGAGCUUUCGCAGCACGCUGCUCCCCUUGCUGGCGGCGAGCUCCCUCCACUUUCGGCGGGCCUUGUUCCGUCCCUGGAUUUCGGCGUUUUGUCUCGAGAUCCAGAAAUUCCUGGCCACCGGAAUGAGAUUGAACAAGAUCGCGUAGACGACCAGUCCCGGGUAGAGAGUCUGGGCGAGGCCGAGGAACCCCGGUAGUUUGACACCGUACAACUGGUAUUGCUUGAAGAGGUUCCCGAGGUAGAGGACUCCUCCGAGGUUGGCAACUCCCAGGGCACCGGCGAAAAACUGGUUCGUGCCAGAGGCCAAGCUGAACUUGUACUCUCGUUCCUGCAGCAUCGAUGGGUCCAUGAGGGAGACCUCGGCCUCUUCUUCUGGCGUCAUCUCGGGGAGAACGUCCUCUAGAAUCUUCACGAGGUCAGACUUUUCCCGAGCCCCCCUCGUGGAAAUCCCGUUCAUGUUGAGAAGGUUUUGGAUGUCCCGGCUGGACGCAUCGGAACGCAGUCCGGCACGCUUCAGCACCAUGGCAGAUUCGGAAACCUGCGGAAGGAUGCUGGAGGACGUCGCCGACAUCUGCAGGUCGGGGAAGACGUAGAUGAUGUCUCCCUCCUCCGUCACCCGGGGCUCUCCGUCCAGCUGCGAAACGAUGGGCAGGACAAAGGACUCGUCCACAAAGGAGGAGGAGGACGAAGACUCCGAGGAGGGGGAAUCGGGAGCGUCGCAGUACGGAGCGAGCUGCUCUGCUGUGACCGCACCCUUGUUGUCCCGGAUCAUUUGCGCCGCCAGGCUGAGGCGCUUUUCCUCCAGUCCGGCGUUGGGGUUCCCGUCCCCAAAGACAAAGGAAAAGACGGAUUCCAAAAAGCCCAUGUCUUCCGGAUCCCGAACGGCUCCGUCCAUCGUUUGUCCGUAGUAUCCGUAGUACCCGUAGGGGCGGUAGUAAAAGAAGUCAAAGGGACUGGGGCCCCAGAACCCGCCACCGAAUCCCCCGCCAAAGCCCAUGCUCCCGCCCCGCCGGUCGUCCCGGCGAUCGUCGUCGCUGCUGCUGGACUGCAGCACCACGAUGGCCGAAAAGACCAAGGCCACCGAGGCGACGAGUGCCACACCAAAGGAGACGCGAAGCCCCCAGAAGAUGGAGGGCCAGGCCUUCUCAAAGGCCUGCCGGGCCUUGUACUUGGCGCUCUUCGACGACAGAACCCCGUUCAGGUCCUUCGGGAACUCGUAGAUCAGCUCGCCGUCCCCGGAAACGGCAAUGUCACCCUGCGAGAGGGACGCCAGCGUCGUGAGGUCUUUUCGGGCCUGGGAAAUGCUGACGC